Molecule: messenger RNA, 1485 nt
Organism: Ziziphus jujuba (common jujube)
Lineage: Eukaryota; Viridiplantae; Streptophyta; Magnoliopsida; Rosales; Rhamnaceae
Product: vinorine synthase
Exons: 3
Coding region: 204-977 (257 amino acids)
Source: RefSeq, a predicted model, not a curated record
UGUACUAUUUGCCCCAUAUGAACAUGUUUACAGACCAAUCCAACGACUAAAAUACAUUAGUAUAAAUCUAAAUCCAUAAUCAAGCUCUAGUCCUCGUCAUCAAUAGAAGAUAUUAUAGUCACACUUAGCGUGUAAUAGUUUAAAUUAAACUCUCAAGAAUUAAGAGUAUUUUCAAUUUUUGUGAUUUUCUUCUCGACUAGAUCAUGGAAAUGAAGGUUGAGAUUUUAUCAAGAAACAUAAUAACACCAGCCUCACCAACUCCAAAUCAUCUUAGAGAGUAUAAACUUUCUCUUCUCUAUCGGUUCAUGAAUGAACACUAUGGAGGAAUCGUUUUCUUUUAUGUUUCAAGCCCUGAAGAAGAUUAUGAUCCUUUGGAAAAGUCUCGCAGCUUGCAGAGAUCAUUAUCGGAAACCUUAACCCAUUUCUACCCACUUGGUGGUCGAUUCAAAGACACAUCGACCAUCGAUUGCAACGACGAAGAAACAAUGCUUCUUGUUCAGCUUACUAUGUUCGAAUGCAAAGGAAUAGCGAUCAGCUUUUGUCUGCAACACAGGUUUUGCGACCUAUCUUCGGUUGUCACUUUCAUCAAGAGCUGGUCCGCCAUAGCCAGAGGACUCGGUGAAACGGCUGUGCUUCCGGAUUUCGUUGGUUCAUCGUUGUUGCCCCCAAAAGACUUGCCUCCAUUGCCGGCCGUUAGUAUUUCAAUGGUAAACCGAAUAACAACGAAGCUUCUAUUCGAUGCUACGAAAAUAGCUGCUCUGAAAUCCAAAGCUUCUUCCUCUGUUCCUGAAAUAUUAGUUAGGAAAACAGAACAAACAGAGCAGCUACUUCUUCUCACGGGUCGAAGUGGUUGUUGCUCUUAUACUCAAAUGCAUAAUCUCUGCAGCAAGAACAUCAUCGAAAUCCUCGAACCCGAAACAGUCAGUGCUUUUUCAAUCUUUGAAUUUGCUGAAAAGAAUGGUACCUCCUCUGUCUGAUAACUCAAUGGGCAAUCCGUUCUGGAUGCUUCCUGUUCUGAUACAAAAAGAUAUGGAGUUCCAUGAGCUGAUUGCAAAGAUGAGGAAAGAAACGACAGAGUUCUUCAAUGAAAAGGCGAGAAAACUCAAAAGGAAAUGAAUGAAGUUCAAUGGUUUUUGAGUGUGUGAAUGAGAGGAAAGAAAUGAUGAAGAGGAUAGGGUUGGAUAAUUCACAUUGUUGUACAAGCUGGUGUAAAUUUCCGCUGUACGAAAUGGAUUUUGAGUGUGGAAAUCCGAUUUGGGUUAGCAAUGGAGUUUUAUCGCCAGUAAAUCUGGUUGUUUUGGAAGAUACCAAAUGUGGAAAUGGUGUUCAAGAUUGGGUUUCUUUGUUCCCUGAAGUCAUGGCCAUUUUUGAACGUGAUGAGGGGCUUUUGGAGUUUGCUUCUGUAAAUCCUAAUGCUAUUUUCUGAUGAUAAUUUUUGAGUUUAUAUUCUCAAUUAUAAUAAUAAUCAAUUCCUCUUAGGCUAAA